Messenger RNA from Paramormyrops kingsleyae, 2156 nucleotides. RefSeq names its product ATP23 metallopeptidase and ATP synthase assembly factor homolog (gene atp23). The record is from RefSeq and is a predicted model, not a curated record. Gene Ontology annotation, biological process: mitochondrial protein processing; mitochondrial proton-transporting ATP synthase complex assembly. Gene Ontology annotation, molecular function: metalloendopeptidase activity. Lineage: Eukaryota; Metazoa; Chordata; Actinopteri; Osteoglossiformes; Mormyridae.
UCUACGGACACUAAUUUUUCUUUAUUAUGACAAAGAGCUUAUGCUUUACUUACUUAAAAGUGAAAUCAUUGCACAGUAUCUGAUUGAAAUCAUAUUUGUAUUAAAAUUUCUACUGUCGAAGAAUUGUGUAACCUUUUACCUUUGACCUUUCACUUGCAAACAAAGCUCUAAUUUUCAAAUGGACCAAGCCAGAGAAUCGGAACAGAAAGACGAGGACUAUGGUUAUGGCUUGUUCCCGAAGAGAAAAGAAGGGAAAUAUAAGAAAGGGUCACUUGGAGAAAGCCUGUUCACUUUCCACAACAAAUGUCAAGUAAUGCUGCAUUUUGCGUUGGAGACGAGUCCGUAUGCAAAAUUCCUACUCGGUGUCAUGAAACAAUCUGGAUGUGCUGCAUAUAAAGACCGUCAUUUUGCCUGUGAAGACUGUGACGGGAUUGUCAGUGGUGGUUUCGACGCGGCUACUUCUCAAAUUGUUUUGUGUCAGAAUAAUGUUCACCGGCAGUCCCACAUGAACAGAGUGGUCACCCAUGAACUUAUUCAUGCUUUUGACCACUGUAGAGCCCAUGUUGAUUGGUUCAAUGAUUUAAGACAUUUGGCCUGCUCAGAGAUUCGGGCGGCCAACCUCAGUGGAGACUGCUCUUUUGGCAAUGAGCUUUCAAGGCUUAAUUUCGGGGUCAAAGGACAUCAUCAGGACUGCGUGCGGGACCGUGCACUGCGCUCUAUCCUGGCCGUGCGGAAGGUGAGUCCCGAAGAAGGAAAGAAGGUGGUGGAUGAGGUCUUCGACAGCUGCUUCAACGACCACGCGCCCUUCGGUCGGAUCCCACACAACAAAGACUAUGUCAAAUUCUCUUCCCAUGAUUUUCAGAAUAGAGAUCGAUACUAUUCUAACCUAUAAGGAAGGGAAUGAGCUGUUGCGCGUACUUCACUGGUGCUUAUGCAAUAGACAUGGCUGAUUGUCUACCUUAUUCAUCAGGAGCCCUCAGCAGAGAUUCUGUGCAUGUAGCUGGUAUAAUGGGAUCAAUGGCACGUGAAGAAUCCUGAACUGGGGUCACUCGUUCCAGGGAAAUUGACUUCUGUCUGUGAAUGUGCGUGUAAAUAAAAAAACAAAAAACAUUUUAAUUAUAUACCUUUUGUAGAUUUUAUAUGGCAGUUUUUGACUUGGUGUGUUCAUGCAAAUUAUUUUGCGAAAGCGGAAUGAUGAUUCAGGGAUAUUUGUGUUUUAAGAAAAAAGAAUCCCUAGGAUUUUUUCAGAGGAAUGAUUUGUAAGAGACUUUUUAAAAGACGCAUGGUCAGUUUAACUAUGCUGAUUUAAAAUGUACCCCAGCAUUAGUGACCUCACAUCAAAGCCAUUAUUUAAGAAGUGUAUAAUUUAGCUUUUUUUCUUUUGGUAUCUGUAACACCAGUGAAGCUACUGUGUACAGGUGUUUGUGUGUGUGUGGGGGGGGGAAUCUACAUAAGCGUCUUUGAAAAGGCUGACAUACUAAACCCUGGUGCUGAAGGUACUUGAACUUGAACCAGGAAAAAUUAGACAUAUUUCUGUUUACUUUGAUCACCCUAGACUUUUGUAGUUUUUCAUUUCAAGUCGAAAAUUACCUCCCUGUAGUUUCCAGUAACAUAAUUUGCAGUCAUGUUAAUUGACUAGUAAAUCUAAUAAAUUAAUAAUAAAUGUUGCUUUUCCAUAUGUUAGAGAGGGAACUGUGGGUAUGGAUGGGUGCCAAACUGGCCGUUUAUUUCCUGUGCAGCAUCUAAUAAGAUGCUUGCAGAAUGUAUGAAACAGUAGAUGGCGUUGUUUACCUUUCAUUCUUACACCCGGCUGCCUCAGUGGAGAGAUAAGAAUUGCUUUUGCUGUUUAUUAUGCCCAUAAACAAAACGAGGACUGUGAUAUCGAUUAUUAAGAUAUAUUUUCCAUCAAACACGAAUCCUGGUCAGGGUUGUGGGUCAGAUGUUUAGCUUAAGAUUUAUUUCAAAUUCAAACAAACUCUACAACUGGUUGGCCUAAUUUACUAAUAUGGAAAAUUACUUGCUCACAUAUCUAUAGAAGAAGAGUGAUAUCAAGGCAGUUAAUCUGAUUGAAUUCAGCUAAUCAUGGAUAUCUGUGUUGGCCUGUAUAUAACAAAUUUGUAAGUGUACAAAACACAUAUUUUAAAAAAAAAAAAAAA